Molecule: messenger RNA, 510 nt
Organism: Talaromyces amestolkiae
Lineage: Eukaryota; Fungi; Ascomycota; Eurotiomycetes; Eurotiales; Trichocomaceae
Exons: 3
Coding region: 1-510 (169 amino acids)
Biological process (GO): intracellular sterol transport
Molecular function (GO): sterol binding
Source: RefSeq, a predicted model, not a curated record
AUGAAGCUCCUCUCCGCUCUCCUCCUUUCAUCUGCCCCUGUCCAAAUCUGGGCUGCUUCCCUCCCACUCUUCGGACAGUCUCCGAUCAAAAGCUUAGAGGACACCUUCCCCGUUGCUGGUGAAAACCCUCUGGAAUACUGCGCCGACCCCAAAAAUGACAUUCUCGAGAUCGUUUCGGUGAAUUUGACGCCUAACCCACCUGUUCCUGGCGAAAACCUCACCAUCGAAGCAGAAGGCAUAUUCCACGAGCCCGUUGAACGGGGAGCCAAGAUUCACCUCCAAGUCAAAUAUGGUCUUAUCCGAUUGGUGAAUGUUGAGGCCGAUUUGUGUGAGGAGAUCGAGGGCAAUACAGAGCUCACUUGCCCUCUGGACGGACACAAGAAGUUUGUCAAGGAGGUUGAGAUUCCCAAGGAGGUUCCUCCUGGCAAAUAUGCUGUCCUCGCUGAUGUUUAUACUGAGGACAAGACUCGCAUCACCUGCCUUCAGGCUCACGAUAUAAUUUUCCAUUAA